AUGGGUAAACUCAACAUCGCCCAUCAUAAAUCUUACCACCCAUAUCGGCGGGAUAAUAUAGAGAGAGUCAGAAGAGAUGAAGAAGAGGCUAGAUUGAAAGAGGAGCGGGAAGAAGGGCGGAUGUUGUUGGCCGAUUCAGAAGCCCGUAUAGACCUUUUGAGAGAACGGGCAGGUGUCUCCGAGAAAGCUGAGAAGAAGAAAAGAAGAAACGAGGAUGAUACCAAGCACAUCGCUUCGACUAGUUCAAUGCAGCCUGCAGUACUGCCGACCACAAACGGACAUAUCAAUCUGUUCGAAGAUCUCGAAUUGAACGCUAUUGCUGCCACUUUGAAGGUCGGAAAGAAACCAGUUGCUGAAACUGAGAAAGGCGUUCCGCUUGCACCUUCAGCAAAGGAUCUGAAACCCUGGUACUCGGAGCGAUCAAAAGAAAAACCAGAGGAGGUGGAAGAUGACCGAAAGAAAAGAGAGGAGUCACGAAAGUAUGCUCAUGACCCUUUGACGUCAAUAACGAGGCAGCUCGCGUCCCGUUCAUCGUCAUCUUCUUCAACCUCAAGAUCCUUCCGCCUCCCACAUCCCCCAAGGUCAGAUACCAAUACAGAUAAACCACCGGAAGUCCAAGCGAGGUUAUCUCGAGAAUCUUCAGAAAGAGAGCGAGCUCUUGAACUCAUCAGGCGACGGAAGCGUGAAAUGGCGGGAAGUGCGACACCCAGCACCGUGCACGGCGAGCCUAGCGGCGGCUAUGGAGAUGUUUUCAAUCGUAGAGAAGUGGAAGAAGCGCACAGGCACCGGGAGCGACGGUGGGAUGGGGGAAAACGUCGUGGGGAGGAUGACGGGCGAAGUAGGCAUCGGCCUGACAGGCAAUGGUAA
This is a messenger RNA of Psilocybe cubensis, 867 nucleotides long. Its product is annotated as Leukocyte receptor cluster member 1-like protein. Lineage: Eukaryota; Fungi; Basidiomycota; Agaricomycetes; Agaricales; Agrocybaceae. The transcript is spliced from 4 exons. Bases 1 to 867 code for a protein of 288 amino acids. The record is from RefSeq and is a predicted model, not a curated record.